Messenger RNA from Heterotrigona itama, 1335 nucleotides. Lineage: Eukaryota; Metazoa; Arthropoda; Insecta; Hymenoptera; Apidae. The record is from the annotation of a GenBank genome assembly.
AUGAUGACAGAAGCACAUAUAAAUUCCAAUCAUGUCUUAAAUUCUGGUUUGAAUACCAAAUCAGAGAUAGACAAAAUGGACGAUGUGGGUUGGAAAGCCAAAUUAAAAAUUCCACCAAAGGACAAACGAAUUAAAACUAGUGAUGUUACUGAUACUCGUGGCAAUGAAUUUGAGGAGUUUUGCCUAAAACGAGAAUUAUUAAUGGGCAUCUUUGAAAAGGGCUGGGAAAAGCCCUCCCCAAUUCAAGAAGCCAGUAUCCCUAUUGCAUUAUCUGGUAAAGAUAUCUUGGCCCGUGCAAAGAAUGGAACUGGUAAAACUGGGGCCUAUUCAAUUCCAGUACUAGAACAGGUUGAUCCACGGAAAGAUGUGAUUCAGGCACUAGUACUUGUACCCACUAGAGAGUUAGCUCUUCAGACAUCACAAAUUUGCAUUGAACUGGCAAAACAUAUGGACAUAAAAGUAAUGGUAACUACUGGAGGAACAGACUUACGUGAUGACAUUAUGAGGAUUUACCAGACAGUGCAAGUAAUAAUAGCAACACCAGGAAGAAUUCUUGAUCUUAUGGAUAAGAACGUCGCAAAUAUGGAUCACUGUAAAACUCUAGUUUUGGAUGAAGCAGACAAACUUCUGUCACAAGAUUUUAAAGGAAUGUUGGAUCAUGUCAUUUCUAGAUUACCACACGAACGUCAGAUACUGCUGUAUUCAGCCACUUUUCCUCUGACAGUGAAGCAAUUCAUGGAAAAACAUUUAAGAGAUCCAUAUGAGAUCAAUUUAAUGGAAGAACUCACAUUAAAAGGUGUAACACAAUAUUAUGCCUUUGUACAAGAACGACAAAAAGUUCAUUGUCUUAACACACUGUUCUCCAAGUUGCAAAUAACACAAAGUAUAAUAUUCUGCAAUUCAACGCAACGUGUUGAAUUACUUGCAAAAAAGAUAACAGAUCUUGGAUAUUGCUGUUAUUAUAUACACGCGAAAAUGGCGCAGGCACACCGAAAUCGCGUGUUUCAUGAUUUUCGAGCAGGACUAUGCAGAAACUUGGUGAGCAGUGAUCUGUUUACUCGUGGUAUUGAUGUUCAAGCUGUGAACGUCGUAAUCAAUUUUGACUUUCCAAAAAUGGCAGAGACAUACCUUCAUCGUAUUGGUCGAUCAGGACGAUUCGGUCAUUUAGGUAUAGCAAUUAACCUAAUCACAUACGAAGACCGUUUUAACUUACAUCGUAUUGAACAAGAGCUUGGAACAGAGAUUAAACCUAUUCCAAAGGUAAUAGAUCCAAGUUUAUACGUUGCGAGACCAGAAGACAAUAAUAGCAUGGAAGAGGGUAACGUGUCUAAGUAG